GAUGUUUCUUAUUUCAUUCUUUCAGCACACCCAACAUAGAAGACAUUAGAAUACAGCACCAUGAGGACAAACAUGUUGACAAACAAGUGAUUUGUUUCCCAUGAAAGCAAGCUGCUAUUCUGACCCUUGGUGAAAAUUUGGACCCAUCACGAUUAAAUUACACACACUGGGUGAUUUCUCAUCAUGAAUCGUGCUUUUAGUAGGAAGAAAGACAAAACGUGGAUGCAUACUCCCGAGGCUUUAUCGAAGCACUAUAUUCCCUACAAUGUAAAGUUUCUUGGCAGCACAGAAGUGGAGCAACCUAAAGGCACAGAAGUCGUGAGAGAUGCUGUUAGAAAACUUAAGUUCGCAAGACAUAUCAAGAAAUCUGAAGGUCAAAAAACACCAAAGGUUGAGUUGCAAAUUUCAAUAUAUGGAGUGAAAAUCCUAGAUCCAAAAACAAAGGAAGUCCAGCACAACUGCCAACUCCACAGGAUAUCAUUUUGUGCUGAUGACAAAACUGACAAAAGGAUAUUCACUUUCAUAUGCAAAGAUUCAGAAUCAAACAAACACUUGUGCUAUGUCUUUGACAGUGAAAAGUGUGCAGAAGAGAUAACUUUAACUAUUGGUCAAGCAUUUGACCUGGCUUACAGGAAAUUUCUGGAAUCUGGAGGAAAGGAUGUCGAAACAAGAAAACAGAUUGCUGGGUUACAGAAAAGAAUUCAUGAACUAGAAACAGAAAACAUUGAGCUAAAGAACAAGGUACAAGAUUUGGAGAACCAGUUAAGAAUAACGCAAGUGCAAACAUCGCCACUGCUGCUGCACAUAGAGUCUGAUUGUGAACAUGACAUGUUUCAAAGACCCACCACCUUUUUCUGGUGUAGCAAUGAGGAUUCUGCUCCUUGUUUAGAUAUCUCUUCCAUUACACUAACUCCUAUGAACUCUCCUGACUCUAGACACUCAUCUGGACUAUUAACGCCACCACCUACCAAAAGUGGUCUUCCAAAGCCAGUCCAUGAACACAGCAUCCCAAGACCUCGUGCAGGCAGUGUGACACCUAAAUCACCCUCCACUGACAUCUUUGAUAUGGUUCCCUUUUCUCCCAUAUCCCCUCAGUCAUCAACACCUACUCGCAAUGGCACACAGCCUCCUCCAGUGCCCAGUAGAUCUGCAGAGAUCAAGAGAGACCUUUUUGGAGCAGAACCUUUUGACCCUUUUAGCUGCGGAGCAGGAGAUUUCCCUCCAGACAUUCAAUCCAAACUAGACGAGAUGCAGCGUCAGCGAUGGAGGGGUUCAAAAUGGGACUGACUCUGGAAGGCACAGUAUUUUGCCUUGACCCUCUAGACAGCAGGUGCUGAUGCCAAGAAAAGAAACGUGAAAAGAUUAUCGCCAUCUCUCUCUUUUUUUUAGGAGGGGGGGGAGUUUUAAAACGUAUUACAAAUACUGUCAAUGUGCCAAAAAUGUUUUUUUCAACUUGUUCACUUUUGUGAGGUUUGCUUCUGUGAAACUCCAGAUAGGUUCCAGUGUUAUCCCUGUACAAAUGUAAAAAGUCACACGUGUAUAUGAAACCAAAAUGAAAUCACA
This is a messenger RNA of Lacerta agilis (Sand lizard), 1563 nucleotides long. It is a transcript of the gene GULP1, whose product is annotated as GULP PTB domain containing engulfment adaptor 1. NCBI's taxonomy places the organism in Eukaryota, Metazoa, Chordata, Lepidosauria, Squamata, Lacertidae. The transcript has 13 exons. Bases 184 to 1287 code for a protein of 367 amino acids. The record is from RefSeq and is a predicted model, not a curated record.